ACUAGUUUUACUUACCUUCCAGGACCUUGCUGUGGAGGAGUAGCAGGAAUGCUAGCACGCAUGUGCAGCACAGGAAAUUUGAUGGAGCACCGGAAGUGACGCAGUAGGUGUGCGUCUUCGUGCUGCCAGCGGUCGUGCAGAAUGGCGCUGAGCUCGCUCUACCGGUCUCUGUUCCGCCGGACAUCCACCUUCACGCUGACCAUCGUGCUCGGGGCCGUGCUGUUCGAGCGGGCCUUCGACCAGGGAGCGGAUGCUUUAUACAGUCACCUAAACCAAGGGGUGAGUACGGCGGCCAAGGACACAGAGGGGUCAUCGGUAGCACAGACAUGGCUGGACCGGGAGUAACCGGGAAACGGGGGGCGGGGGGGGAUUACAGCAGGGCAGGCACGGAGUCCUCUGGAGGGGCGUGCGGUCACACCGUGCUUAACCCGCUUUAUGCUGGCUGGAUAGCAGGUGUAGCCGGGACGGUGACAGACUGGGGGUGACAGGCGGUAAUAUCACAUUAAACACAAUGACACGGUUAGUGUUUCCACACGUGGCUUCCUUACAAUAUCCACUGUUUUCAAUUGUUGCUCGUACUCUAGCACCUUGCAGCAGUUACACUCAUCAUAGUGAAUGGCUAAAACGAGCUUUCUGUCCAGGUUUAAACAUGGAACUAAUUUAUAUGUAAUAUCGUAAAGCAUUAUAUAUCUCAACCAGAAUACAUUGUUAUGGAAAAUGCAAGUGCACAUAAGGGAAUAAAAAGAUGCAAAUUGAGAAAUACUAUUUAAAAAAAAAAAAAGUGAAUGCAACUCUUUUUAUACAUCUCCUGUAACGAUGAGCUCUGGCUUCUACACAGUAAACUAGAUAGGAAGCUGUAUACAAAGUAUGCCGUUACAAGGACUACAUGGGGCUUUUAUAUUAUGGUAUAUUAUUUUAUUUUUUACUGUAAAGAUCAUAGGUUGUUAUCGUGCUUUUAGUGUUCCUUUUAAACUCGUAAGGAAUUGGAUACCUUGGAUUUCUGUAUGGGGAGUUAAAUAAGGGUGUAAACAUUAAAAAAACUUUUUUAUAUAUAUUUUUUUUUUAAGUACACAUUAAAGCUUUAAAGGGACAUGAUAUGCACAAAAAAACAACUUUUGGAGAGCAAAAAAUGGGUCGCAAGAGUAUUCUGAGAACAGACAGCAGCUAAAAUAGCCUGCCCUUCGGUGGGUCCCCGCUCAGAACUCAAGCUGGUUUUAGCUCACCUUGUGCCAUUACAGAGAGAACAUAUCUGAAGCAUAUCAGACUGGUCCCACCCAUACAGGCAGUCCAGAUCCGAAAUGCCAGCAAGUUCUCUCUGCACGAGAGAUACAGCAACCUCAGAUGAUCGUUUCAGCCCGUUCUCAGUAUUCUCUUGCGACCCAUUUUUGACUCUCCAAAAAACAACUAGCUCAUGUAAAUCUUUAGAUCAUGCUCUUGCAGUCUCACUGCUCAGUUCUUUGUCAUAUAUAUUUACAUUUAUUUAUUUUUUUAUGCAGCCCUAGACACACCACCUUGCAUGUGACUUAUACAUCCUUCUUAAACACUUCUUGUAAAUGUUGAAACCUCUUUAUUUCUAAUUCUGUUUAAUCUCGAAUUUCUUAUCUCAUUCUCUGUUAAUAGCCACACUACAUGCUUCCUGUAAAGCUGCUCAAUUAUUUUUUUUGAUUGGUGUUAAAUUGCUUUGUAGAGCCUGCAGCGAGGAUAGUGAUGAAACACUCAUUCAUUAAUGCUCAAUAACUCUUUUAAACAUUAUUCUUUAUUAUCCCUGAUGUAAAAGCUGUUUUCGUUUGAAUUUUGUGGUGUAAAUACACUGUGAAAGAAUGGGGAUGAUUACUAUUUUUUAUUUUUUAAUAGAAAUUGUGGGAACACAUCAAACACAAAUAUGAGCAAGAAGAAUAACGUUGCAGUGACAAGUGUAUGGAUCCUCCUGUACUGAACUGCAUGUGCCUGCUGUUCAAACAAGUAUGGCAGAGAGGUUGAAAAUUACAGACUUGAUUCCUGCAUCUUGGCAGAUGUCGUCCUUUGUGUAUUUAUCGUGCUUAAAAUAUACACCUGUUUAAUAAAAUACCUAUUUAACAACAAAAUUUGGA
Pelobates cultripes (western spadefoot toad) is the source of this 2090-nucleotide messenger RNA. The record is from the annotation of a GenBank genome assembly. Lineage: Eukaryota; Metazoa; Chordata; Amphibia; Anura; Pelobatidae.